UUGCGUCACUGCCUUUGACCAAUCGGAAAGCGUCUGAACGCCCAAAGAAGGCGGUACUUCCGCUACAUUUCCGCGUGAUCAUAACAGGCAACCGUCGAGUGCUAUUUUUACUACCUUUGGGGUUUUUUACCGGCUGAACCUCCAGGCAAAGUCAGUAAAGUCAAGUUAGGACGAGUGGAGGAAUCCAGCGGAAACGGAAGUACCUGCGUCCUCAGAGACUUCACCCACAUCCGUUCAGUCUAAACGAGGAUCGGGACGUUUCCCUCCAUUCCCUCAUUCUGCUCACAGUGGGGACGUCCUGCAGGAUGUUCUGUUAGGACGUUAUCAGGUGACACAACGACACGUUCAGGUCCGGCUGGAGUCUGAUGGUUCCUCCUUCCUGACAGCAGACGGAUCGGCAUGGCGCCGCCGGUUGAGAACACAGAAAAACACUGCUGGGUGUGUUUCGCCACGGAGCAGGACGACGUCUCCGCCGAGUGGGUGAGCCCCUGCAGGUGUAAAGGAUGCACCAAGUGGAUCCACCAGACGUGUCUGCAGCGCUGGCUGGACGAGAAGCAGAGGAGCAACGCCGCGGGAGGCGUCAGCUGUCCGCAGUGCGGCACGCAGUACCACAUCGUCUUCCCCAAGAUGGGUCCGCUGGUGUUCUUCCUGCAGCAGGUGGACAGAGCUCUGUCCCGGGUCAGUCCCUUCGCCGCCGUGGGCGUUCUGGUCGGGACGGCGUACUGGUCCGCGGUGACUUACGGCGCCGUGACGGUCAUGCAGGUGGUGGGACAUAAGAAGGGUCUGUAUGUGAUGGAGCGGGCCGACCCGCUGGUUCUGCUCAUGGGCCUGCCCACCAUCCCGGUGCUGCUGGUUCUGGGAAAGAUGAUCCGCUGGGAGGACUCCGUGGUGCGGCUGUGGCAGCGGUUCUGCAGCAGACCGGACCUCCACUCAGGCUGCAGAGUUUUCCCGUCUCGGGCCGACAGACCCGGUCCAGAGGAUCACAUGUCCGUGUCCAGAACUCUGUGCGGGGCGCUCAUCUUCCCGUCCGUCGCCAGCCUGGUGGGGCGGCUGCUGUUCCGGCGCGUUUCCUCCAACCUGCAGAGAACCAUCCUGGGGGGCAUCGCCUUCGUGCUCAUCAAGGGGGGGCUGAAGGUGUACUACAGACAGCAGCAGUUCGUCGGUCAGACCAGCAGACAAAUCCUCAACUAUCCAGACGGACACGCCGGCGAGCGGGCCGCUCAGGGCGGGGCCCACACGGAGGACGGCGGCAAUGAGUGACUCCGUCUACAGCUGGGGGGCGUUUAGGGCGGAGUCAAGAAAAUCUGCUGUGGGUCUUCUCCUCCCCCAUGUUCCCUCAUCAGAGGUGCCUUCUGGGAGUUUUCUGAGAGGCAGGAAGACGCGGCGGUCAAAGAUGGAGGCUGCUGAGCCAAUCGCUGAAGGGUCGCCGUCCAAAGAAGUUUCUGCGGAGAAAAUAUUCUAAAACAGCAGAAAUGUGCAAAGAUAAUCUAUAAAAACAUGAUUAUUCUGUUGUACAAAUAAGGAGUUUGAUUGAAUUUUUGGUGAUUAUUCAGGAAAUCCUCAUUCAUCUGUAGAAGAGAUGAGAUGUAUUCCGAUCAGUUUAACAUUUCUUAUUCUUAAAAAGGGCUUGAAUUCUGUACUUUUUAAGGCCUUAAAAUGCUGUAUUGUUUGGAGUGAACAAGCGGCUGCAGUUUCCUGUUUGUUCUCACCCAUCAGUUCUUCUUCCUCCAUCAUGAGGCGUCACUCAUGAAGUCCAGCUGCUGAAAACAGAAACUGAAGCUUAAUGCUGAUCAGGUUUUUUCUCUUUGGGGUUUGUGGGUUGAAGUGUGUAAUUUAUUUGACAUUAGAAUUAUUUUGUGAAAACAAGAAGCUCCUGAAAAGGUGAAACUUGUGCUUCAAAAUAAAGACCUACAUAUUCUUGAACUGA
Messenger RNA from Oryzias melastigma (Indian medaka), 1927 nucleotides. It is a transcript of the gene marchf5l, whose product is annotated as membrane-associated ring finger (C3HC4) 5, like. The transcript is spliced from 8 exons. Gene Ontology annotation, molecular function: zinc ion binding. Lineage: Eukaryota; Metazoa; Chordata; Actinopteri; Beloniformes; Adrianichthyidae. The record is from RefSeq and is a predicted model, not a curated record. The coding region runs from base 400 to 1260 and encodes 286 amino acids.